AUGUCAGGCAUUCUGGGCAGCUGCCAAUAUUUCUUCCAGGUCCACCUGCGUGUGCAUAGUGGGGAGCGUCCAUUUCAGUGUGCCCUGUGCCAGAAGAGCUUCACCCAGCUGGCCCACCUGCAGAAGCACCACCUGGUACACACUGGGGAGCGGCCCCACCAGUGCCGGAUGUGCCACAAGCGCUUCAGCAGCUCCAGCAACCUCAAGAGCCACCUUCGCCUGCACUCAGGUGCCCAUCCCUUUCAGUGCAACGUGUGUUCCAGUCGCUUCACCGCGCAUGUCCAUCAGAAACUGCACCAUAGGCUGCAGUCUCCUUGGCCCCGUAGCCUGGCCCACACCCACAUGCUCCUCACCUCUCACACCUGCUUUGCCCAAUGGCGCCAAGGACCACUCGGUCUUGUGGAAGCAUCCUCAGAGAAGAUGGGCUGGGAUGUGGACAGGGUCAAGGUGUCCUCGGUGUCCCAGGGAACAAGGGCAGCCAGCCUGAGCAGUGGUUGCUAGGGUUUCUCUGGAAAUGGAGUGUUGGCAAUUAAAGUAUUUUCUCAGUGCUGA
Messenger RNA from Phodopus roborovskii (desert hamster), 552 nucleotides. Its product is annotated as tissue-resident T-cell transcription regulator protein ZNF683-like. Gene Ontology annotation, molecular function: RNA polymerase II cis-regulatory region sequence-specific DNA binding; histone deacetylase binding; DNA-binding transcription factor activity. The record is from RefSeq and is a predicted model, not a curated record. Gene Ontology annotation, biological process: regulation of transcription by RNA polymerase II; cell fate commitment. Gene Ontology annotation, cellular component: cytoplasm; nucleus. NCBI's taxonomy places the organism in Eukaryota, Metazoa, Chordata, Mammalia, Rodentia, Cricetidae.